This is a messenger RNA of Vigna umbellata (rice bean), 791 nucleotides long. RefSeq names its product COMPLEX 1 LYR-like protein. NCBI's taxonomy places the organism in Eukaryota, Viridiplantae, Streptophyta, Magnoliopsida, Fabales, Fabaceae. The record is from RefSeq and is a predicted model, not a curated record.
CACUAAAUCACGAUUCACUCUUCUCCGUUUCUAGUACCGUAAAACGCAGAGUCGUUUAGUUUCGCACGGAUCGCGAAUUCACGUUUUGUGCUCCUUUGCUUUGCUCGUAAACAUACCUCGAGAACUCUGAACCAGAACUAGUGUUAAUCGACUCUAUACCAUGCCGUCCCUUCAAACUGCUCUGCCUCCUGAGCUCGCCAACAAUACUCUUAGGCUCUACCGUGAAUGCCUGCGCAGAGCUAAAUAUAUUGGUCAUCGGAAACAUAACACACAGCUUCUUGUUGAUAUGGUGAGACAACAGUUUAAGAAACACAAGCAUGAGACAGAUCCUGAGAAGAUUCAGAAGUUGAAGGAUGAUGCUGCAAGGGGGCUUAUCAAUCACAUAUUGUAUGAGUCAGAGCAAAUGACAGGUUCUAAAUUUAGCAAGACUAAGCAGCCUAACUAAUGAUUCGGUUCGUCCAUGAGGGCAAGGUUUGGCAGAUCAAGCAUGUAUCAAAAGUCUUCAAGGUUUUUAUGGUUAUUGGCUAUUUUAAAAUGUUAUUUAAAAAAAAUUGUGGAAAAUAGGGCGAUGGCUUCUUUUGCCGGUGCGACUUCCAUAUCCACACUGCUCAAGUUUCUUAAGUUUCUACCAAAUGUUUCAGUGUAGAGCUAAUAAACCUUUGAAGAAAUAACAGUAAUCCGUAUUGCUUUUUUUUUUAAAAAAAAAUUUCAAUUUUAGUUUUUGGUUACAUUGUAAAGGGCUUGUGCAUGAUUGCAAAGAUGGCAAAGUCGAAGUCUAUAAUAAGCCCAGA